UUCAUUUGCGCUCCCGGAAACAUAUAGCGAUGUUAACUUUUUAUGUCGGGUUAACACGGCUACCUUUUUUAAAAAUAAACGUUAUUCAUUUAUUUUUCCAGUGAGAUGUUUCUCACUGCUGCAAUGCGGUGUAUAAAUGGUUAGCACCAUGCUAAAACAUUUGGUUGUGCUCAUUGCUGCGGGUUUAGCCCUAUGGACGGCGCCUGAAUGGCUCACGUUGACUUUGUAUGGGAGCAGAUUCUCUGGCUGGCUGUUUCAGUCCUCUGUAGACGUUUCAGCAGACUCGGGAAGGCUGCUGAGUCAAGAUGAGCUCUCACUUUACAACGGGAGGGUAAACAGUAAAGGACUUUACCUCGCCAUUUUAGGACAGGUGUUUGAUGUUGAGAAGGGGCGCAAGCAUUACGGUCCUGACGGAGGUUAUCGUUUCUUUACAGGAAGAGAUGCGUCGAGGGCCUUUGUGACGGGUGAUUUCAAUGAGGCCGGGCUGUCGGAUGAUGUUUCAGACUUGUCCCCAUCUCAGAUAGCAGCACUCUAUGAUUGGCUGACUUUCUAUCAAAGGGACUACACACCAGUAGGCAGGCUGAUCGGCCGGUUCUACACUGAGAGUGGGCAGCCUACAGAGGCUUUGCGGCAGGUUGAGGCCUCCUUGGCUGAGGGGUUGAGACUGAAAACCCAGGCUGAGGAGGAGAACCAGCUGUAUCCAGCCUGUAACUCGGAGUGGAGCUCCACCAGCGGAGGGCGUGUAUGGUGCUCUACUAAAAGUGGUGGUGUUCACAGAGAUUGGGCUGGAGUUCCCAGAAGGCUCUUCUCACCCGGUUCAGGGAACACACGCUGUGUGUGCGUGCGACUAAACGAUCCAACGCGAGCAAAUAAUCCAAAUCUAAAGGAGUAUAAGGACUGUCCACCUCAUGCAGAGUCGUGCCUCCUUAGCCAAGACUGAGCUUCGUCAGAAUGUUUUUUUGGCCACAUUUUAUUUUGAUAGUCCCCUAUAGAUGAUCUACAGAUGCUUUGUUAAGAAAUGAUCUGAUGAAACUCAGUUCAUUAAUAUAUUUAGGGCUAGGUUUGUGUUUUGGGCUGAACUUAAGGUUAGGUUUAAAGUUAGAAUUAAUAGAAUAUAUUACAUUUGACUAAUCCAUUGAAUCUAUUUCAUUUGAUUUAAUUGUUAUUUAGUUGAAUGUUAGUUAAAGACAAGGUAUAAAGCCUCUACUGUGGACCCUCAAAAUAUAAUGUUAACUAUUUAACUUUCAUUUUUUGAAAUCAGUACUGUGAUUUUGAUUAUUGAAUCUGUGCUGAAUACUACAGAAUCUUGCUUACAGAUGAUUAACCAAGCAAGAGUAUCUCAUGAGGAUGAAGUGGAUAUUAAUGGGUAUACUUGGCUAUGUAAAGGGGCUACAUGUAAGAUAUGUCAAUUUCACUUGAUUAUUAAUUUCACACAUGAUUAUUUUAAGGCAGUGGUCACCAACCCUCCUCCUGGAGAUCUAAUUAAUCCACUUGUGUAAAGAAAGCGAAAGUCAAAGAAAAGUAAGUGGAAAAUAAAGGAGUUUCCUACUUUGCAGACCUGGUAGACCACCAAAACUGUCACCAUCAGAUAAACAGCACUUAAAGCUUUCAUCUUUGAGAGAGAGGAGAAAAUCAAGGUGCUUCAGAUCUGAAGAAAAUCUACAGGUGUCCAUCUUUCCAUUGUGAGAAGACUCAGUGCUAUGAGUCUGAAAGGAUGUGUAGCUGUCAAGAAGACCUUACUGAGAAAAAGAUGACGAAAAAUUCUCAGAUCUAACAAAUAAGCUGCCAGCAUUCUCAGAACAAUAGAUUGACCACCCCAGACCUCAGCAUCACUGAAUGUGUAUGGGAUUACUUGGAUUGUGAGAAGCAGAAAGUGCAACCAACUUCUAAGACUGAACUUUGGAGGUGUGAAACAAUAUCCCUGCAGCUUUCUUUGAAAAACUGAAGGCAAGUCUCCUAAAAAAUCUGGCAUCUGUGAAAAACAAAGAGUGGACACAUUAAAUGCUAAACAAUCUGACAUUUUAUUGUUGAAGCUUGUGCAAUUUCCUGUUAAAUACAUGUUUUGUGUUUUUUUUUCCUCUCACAGAUGUUCCAAUAAAUUGAUUUGUUAUUUUUCAAGAACUUACUUUUGCUUUAUUGAUUGUUUUAUUUUUAUUGUUUCUACUUGGAGAUCACUCAUUUUUCAUGCAAUUCCAUGUAUUUUAAUGAUGCAAUUUGCAUGAAAAGCAGUGCAGUUGUAUUAAAUCUACAUAUUUCCAUUUGCAAGUAAAA
Molecule: messenger RNA, 2271 nt
Organism: Colossoma macropomum (tambaqui)
Lineage: Eukaryota; Metazoa; Chordata; Actinopteri; Characiformes; Serrasalmidae
Product: neuferricin
Exons: 4
Coding region: 137-940 (267 amino acids)
Cellular component (GO): membrane; endomembrane system
Source: RefSeq, a predicted model, not a curated record